Harmonia axyridis is the source of this 800-nucleotide messenger RNA. Its product is annotated as J domain-containing protein CG6693-like. The coding region runs from base 51 to 800 and encodes 249 amino acids. Gene Ontology annotation, cellular component: nucleus; cytoplasm. Gene Ontology annotation, molecular function: heat shock protein binding. The record is from RefSeq and is a predicted model, not a curated record. The transcript has a single exon. Lineage: Eukaryota; Metazoa; Arthropoda; Insecta; Coleoptera; Coccinellidae.
UUCUACGAUUUUUGUCAGUUGUAUUUCGUAAAUUAUUUUAGAAGAAUAAGAUGUCAAGUUUCAAAGAAAAUUGUGAAAAAUAUUUCGGUACCACUAAUUUUUAUGAAGUACUGGAAGUUGUGAAGGAUGCUUCUCAAAAGGAAAUGAAAAAGGACUAUCAUAAAUUGUCCCUGAUGGUUCAUCCUGACAGAGUUGAUGCUAGUCAGAAGCUAGUAGCUACUGAAAAGUUCAAGGUUCUUGGGAAAAUCCAUACCAUCCUACAGGAUGAAAAUAAACGUAAGAUUUACGAUGACAGCGGUGAGUUUGACGAUGAAAGUGACGGUCAUUUCAACUGGAUGGAAAACUGGAGGAGCCUCUUCAAAAAAAUAAGCCUCAAAGAUAUUCAGAAUUUCGAAAAAGAUUACAUUGGCUCGGAAACAGAAGUGAGAGAUAUCAGAAAAGCUUAUGAAUCUUGUAAAGGUAACACGACAAAGAUGGAGUAUAUUCCUUUUGCCAAUCUAGAAAGUGAACCAAGAAUUAUAGAAGUAAUGAGGGGUUUGGUGGAUAAAGGUGAAGUUGAAGAAUACUUCAAUGAACCUGCUAGAAAACGGAGAUUGAGGCAUAAGACAUAUCAAAAGGAAAAGGAAGAAGUUGAAAAGGAAUCAAUGGAAGAUGUGGAAUGGUUGACUAAUGAGAUACAGGAAAGAUCAUUAUCAAACUUUAUGAACAUGAUUUCACAUUUUGAAACUAAAUAUGGAAAUAAAAAAAAGGAAAUCAAUAACAGAAAGGAAAAUUUCUGCUAUGAAAAGGAAAGUCUCUAA